Molecule: messenger RNA, 834 nt
Organism: Protopterus annectens (West African lungfish)
Lineage: Eukaryota; Metazoa; Chordata; Ceratodontiformes; Protopteridae
Product: mitochondrial inner membrane protease ATP23 homolog
Exons: 5
Coding region: 406-834 (142 amino acids)
Biological process (GO): mitochondrial protein processing; mitochondrial proton-transporting ATP synthase complex assembly
Cellular component (GO): extrinsic component of mitochondrial inner membrane
Molecular function (GO): metalloendopeptidase activity
Source: RefSeq, a predicted model, not a curated record
GACUGGAACUCGAUGAUGUACCUUCAGUUAGCCACACGUAGUCCUUCCCUUUCCGUUUUUCAUUGCACUGGUUCAGUGCAAAGUAUGUAUGGUUUGGAUCUGAGUGGAAAGGUCAAGUGUUGAAAAAGCUACCUCUACAGAAGCAAAAACGUAUCACUAUGAAGACAUAACAUAUACUUACAUUCUGGGAGUAAUAAAUGCAAAACUGACAAGUGCAAAUAUGUACUGAGUAGUACUGGAUUACAACAGCAUGUGACAUUCCAAAGCUCAUCUUUAUUUUGUUUUACUGUGCUACUGGCAUCUACAGAUAACGGAUUGCUUUAACAUUUUGCAAUUAUCUUUUACACUCCUUACCCUCGCAUAACUUGUCAUAUUGAGUGGAGUCUUGAAUUGGAAGGCUGAAAUAUGGAGCAUGAACAUAAAGAAGAAAACCAAGAUCAGGGAUAUCAUUUAUUUCCUGAGAGGCAAGGAGGAAGAUACAGGAAAGGUUCUGUAGCUGAAAGUGUUUUCACAUUUAAACAUAAAUGCCAGUUCAUGUUGAAAGUUGCAAUGGAUACCAGCCCAUAUGCAAAACUCCUCCUCGAUGCCAUGAAGAAUUCAGGCUGCACAGUUUACAAAGAUCGUCAUUUCUCUUGUGAAGAUUGUGACGGAACUGUUAGUGGAGGAUUUGAUGCUGCAACAUCUCAAAUUGUGUUGUGCCAGAACAAUAUUCAUCAGCAGUCCCAUAUGAACCGUGUGGUAACUCAUGAACUUAUUCAUGCAUUCGAUCAUUGCCGAGCACACGUAGAUUGGUUCAACAACAUGAAACACUUGGCCUGUUCAGAGGUGAGUUAA